Molecule: messenger RNA, 2373 nt
Organism: Ciona intestinalis (vase tunicate)
Lineage: Eukaryota; Metazoa; Chordata; Ascidiacea; Phlebobranchia; Cionidae
Source: RefSeq, a predicted model, not a curated record
AGAUACAUAGGUUAAACUGAAGUUACAACAAUGAGUGAAACUGCAAACAAACCGAACGUUGCUUACAGCGAGGACGAACAACAACUUGCAACCAACGCUCACAACUUCUUUAAACAGAACCAGUUCGAUUCAGCGCUGGGUUUGCUCAAGAAAUUGAACAAAACUCAUUCGAACGAUGUGUGUUUGCUGCACAACCGAGCGCUCACGGAGUUCUGUAAAUCUGGGAAAACGAAAUCAAUUGAAUUUAGAAGAACUUUAUCGAAAUUACAGAAAGCCCUCCAACAAUCCCACAAAGAUGACGAAGACCUCGUGAUCAAAGGGGAGAAAGCCAACCAUGCUACCCUUCAUUAUAACCAAGCCCUGCUGUUGUUUAAUAUACAUCAAUACAGCGAGGCCGAAAUAAUUCUUGAAAAACUGUUGCAAAAUCUUGAUGUUUCCGAUGAGAAGUUUCACUUAAGUGUUGUCCUGUUGUUGGUUGAAUGUUAUCUUAUUAACUGUAAUACUGUUAAAGCUGAGAAUUGCAUCAAACAAAUCCAAACCACCUACAUUGAACCAAAUGAAGAAUCUACAAAGAAAUCAUCAGAAGAUAAAACACAAGGACAAGCACUGGGUGAAUUGUCACCUAACCAAUUGGAAUCCUUGCGUAACUACAUACCUCAGUUGAAGGCUUGUUGUUAUUUAAAGCAACGAUCGAUCAAAGCUUGCAAACGUGAAAUUAAAGUUUUAACAACAACCACAAGCAGUAACCAACAGCAGACGCCUAAUGUUCCGAAUAUUACAACUGUGUUUCUCAAAAGUAACUUUGAGUAUGUGAGAUGUAAUUACCACAAGGCUUAUAAACUGCUGGGGAGUUCCCCUAACAUGGGAGAGAGACAACAAAACAUCAGUGCAAUGCUCGAUAAUAACUUGGCUGUCAUUUACUCAAGUAUGGGGAAGUACCACUUGGGGAACUUUUACAUGGAGAAGUCAUUGAAGGAGAAUGAGAGUUGGUUGAACACAUCAUUGAAACAACAUAACAAUAAUAACGGGGGAGGGAAUAAAGCAAAUUCAUUCCCAAUCUCAAUACUGCAUAUGAAUAAGAGAUACGAGCUCCUGUACAACCGUGGUAUCCAGCUUCUCCAUGGUGGGGAUCCAACUUCAGCGUUUGAUUGUUUCAUCACAACAGCCAGUGUUUAUCACACAAACCCAAGGUUAUGGUUAAGGUUGGCCGAGUGUUGCAUACAUAAGUAUACGAAUCAACAUGAAUCUGAAGAUUCACCGAAGCGUAAAACACCAACAAGAUGUUUUAAUAAAGUUGGAUCGAGCGUUCAUCGUAAAGUUGUUGUGUGUUCCAACCCCUCCCAUGCAGGUCGCACGUCGAACACAACAUCAGCCACCCCCACCAUGGAGUUUGCGUUUAUAUGUCUUUCCAAUGCUCUUAUUAUCAUGGAACGUGAGAUGAAACAUGGGGGAUGUUUGCAGAAAACACACAAUGAAGUGAAGAUACUCGAAGAGAAGCUCAGUGAUGUCACAAUAGCUUGCCUCCCUAGCCCUCCAGUGGUUGGAACACGGAUAUGUUAUCUCUAUGCCUCGAUAUUAUGCAACAGCGCGUUUGUAGCUCUUCACCUCGGCAAUGCAAGUGUGGCGUUACAACACGCAGCUUGUGUGCUGAACUUGCCCAAGAUAUAUGGAUCUCAUAGAUACCUUGCAAAUAUGUACGCUGGUGAAGCUCUUGUAGUUCUCGACCGAAUAUCAGAAGCCAUCCAACAUUUGCAAGUUGACAAGAUAACCAAUGUUAGUUGCGCUGUGGCUGAAAGUGGAAAGAGAUCACCUUUGUCAGACGAUGGCAGCAACAAGUCUGGCAAUGGAAACGAUGAAACACGGAUUUGUAAACCAUCUAUUUGUUUGAUUGACAACCCCAAGCACCCAUACCCCCCAAACACCGCCACAGCUCACGCACAUAUGAUGCUCAACCUUGCUGCUUGCCAUUGCCUGAGGAGCGAGAAUGAAAAGUCGAUCAAAUUGCUUCAACAAGCGGCUAACCUUAUACCAGGGAAGUCCCCUAACCAGGGACUAAUGCUAGCUGUGUAUUUGAACUUGAGUAGCGGGAAUAUCAACAAAGCUGUGCAGAUUUUGCAGCAUAAUGAUCCAUUGUUAAAAUUUGACCAACCGUUAAGUGACAGGCCAGGUAGCAUGGCUUCUCAUGGUGACAACCACGUGACGGGUGUCACUCAUGUGGCAAGUGUCACCCACAAGCCAGGCAGCAUGACACCUGACAGAGUUGUCAAAGCUGGAAAAUCUGACGGAAAAAAUAAACGAAACCGUCGCUAAAGUUUCGACUUAAAAUUAACAGCGGUGAAAUAUAUCAAUAAAGAACGUAAACUAUUAAACUAA